UCCAUUUGCUGCACCAUCUACGACCAUCCACUGGUUCAUAAUUGUCAUACAUACAGAACGUGCUGCUAGGCACUAGCUAACUACGUUAGUUAUAUCCAUUGUGUCGGCAGAGCGAGCGAGCAGCCCACGCGCCGCCGACGGCCCUUUGUUCGUCGCGUGGUGGUUUUUCUUCACGCCCUGAGAGCGGAGCGGACGGAGGUGGGGGGGCUUUUGUUACCCUGCCCUUUGAUGACGGUCGAGCCGCCGCCGCCGAGCCGACAACUCUUUGUCCUCCCAACGCGGGCGCUGAGACACCAUCCAUCGCACGAGCCUCGUUGCUUGCUACUUGGCUAGCAGCGUAGACGUCUUGCCCCUCCCUCCCCUUGUACGACUGUGAGCCGACGAGAGUGACGGUGACGGUGACGGCAGCAGGAGCAACAGCAUCAGCAACGGCGACUAUCGCAAUCGCCACGAGGACGAGGACGACGAGGACGACGAGGACGACGAAAUGCGGUUCGGCAAGACGCUGCGGGACGCCGUCUACGCCCCAUGGAAGGACAAGUACAUUGACUACACCAAGCUCAAGGCGCUGCUGCACGAGGAUAAGGUCGACGACGACGGCGCUGUGCCCUGGACCGAGGAGGACGAGAAGCAGUUCUGCGAUGAGAUAUUCAACGUCCAGCUCGAAAAGGUCGCCCAGUUCCAGCAGGAGCGGGUCGACGAUCUGAAGCAGCGCGUCGAUGCCGCCUUUGAUAAGCUCAAGGAGCUCGCGCCCACCACUCCCGCCGUCGCCGAGGCGAGCGACAAUGGCGACGACGGUGGCGAGGGCGCUGCGGCGCCGCCUAAGAGCGACGUUCCCGCACCGCGCCUGCGCGAGCUGGAAAAGGAGCUCGACGACAUCACCAAUGAAGUCAAGGAGCUGAAAAAGUAUAGCAGCAUCAACUACACGGGCUUCCUCAAGAUCGUCAAGAAGCAUGACCGCAAGAGGGGCGAUCGAUACCGCGUCAGGCCCAUGAUGCAGCUGAGCCUGGCGCAGCGGCCGUUCAACUCAGAGCAGGGCUACUCUCCGCUCCUCAACAAGCUGUCCAUCAUGUACUUCGCCAUCAGACAGCAGCUCGAGGGCGGGGACCAGGCACCGCCCGACCUCGAGAGCCAGGGCGAGACGCAUAACGGCGAGAGGUACACCGCUCAUAAGUUUUGGGUGCACCCGGAUAACCUCCUCGAGGUCAAGACUCUCAUCCUCCGCCGCCUCCCGUCGCUCGUCUACAGCGAACAGUCUGCCAAGGAACUGGAUGCCGACAACUCGCCUGCCAUCACGUCUCUCUACUUCGACAACAGAAAGUUCGAGCUGUACUCGGAAAAGGUCGACCGCCAAUCCGAAGCGUCGUCGCUGCGCCUGCGAUGGUACGGCCAGCUUAGCAGCCGACCUGAGAUUUUCGUCGAGCAGAAGACGGCCGACGCCAAGGGAAACAGCAAGGAGUCCAGGUUUACCAUCAAGGACAAAUGGGUGAAGCCGUUCCUUGACGGCGAGUACAGCAUGGAGAGGAGCGUGCAAAAGAUGGAGCGGCAAGGGGUGCCCGCCGAGCAGGUCGACGAGUACAAGAGCACGGUGGCCAAGAUCCAGGGCUUCCUCCGGGCCAAGAAGCUGUCACCUGUGCUCAGGGCCAACUACGCCCGCACCGCCUUCCAGAAACCCGCCGAUGACCGGGUUCGCAUCUCCAUCGAUACCGACCUUGCUUUUGUCCGGGAAGACACGCUGGACAGCGACCGACCCUGCAGGGACCCCAACAACUGGCACCGCGCCGAGAUCGACGACUCCAACAUGACGUAUCCGUUCAAGAACAUCAACCAGAGCGAGGUGUCCAAGUUCCCGUACGCGGUUCUGGAGAUCAAGCUCAAGGAGGACGGCAUCCGAAAGCGGCCUGGCUGGGUGGAGGACCUGAUGGCGUCCCAUCUCGUCCAUCCCACGCCGCGGUUCUCCAAGUUCGUCCACGGCGUCGCCUCCCUGUUCGAGGACUACGUGAACAACCUGCCCUUCUGGCUUAGCGACCUGGAAACGGACAUUCGUAAGGACCCGCAGAAGGCGUUCGAGGAGAAGGAGCAGCGCCGGGCGCAGCGAGCGGACGACGUCAUGGCCGUGGGCAGCUUGAUCGGCAACGUCACGGGGUCCUACAAGGCCGCGCAGAGCUCGCCCGUGGGUAAGUCGUAUCUGGCAGACCGAAUGGCGGCCGACUCGAGAGCGUCCAUGUCGCAGUCACUCCGGCGCCGAAGCAUGCUGGCGACUGGCGAAGAGGAGGGCGAGUCGAGCAGCUCCCAGCAACAGCCGGGUCGCGGCGGCUACGGCACUCUGUCGUCGGUGCUCCCGGGCCUGUCGCUGUCCAAGUACGCGAGGGCCAAGCGGGCUCAAAAAGUACAGCUCCCGGAAGGCGUGGUCGAGCCGACCGAGUGGAUCAAGAACAUGGGGGAGCUCAAGGUCGAGCCCAAGGUGUGGCUGGCCAACGAGCGGACGUUUCUCAAGUGGCAGCACAUUUGCAUACUCCAGGGCGGCCUGGCUGUUGGGCUGUACACGGCGGCGGGGAAGAACCUGCUGGCCGAGGUGAUGGGCAUUGUUUACAUUGCCAUUGCUGCGUUUGCGGGCAUCUGGGGCUACUCGAUGAUGCAGGUGCGGAGGAGCAUGAUUGUGGAGAGGAGCGGUAAGGACUUUGACAACAUGUUUGGGCCGAUUGUCAUCAGUAUCGCGCUCAUGGUCGCCCUCGUCAUCAACUUUGUGUUCUCGUAUCAAAAGGCGUUUGCCAAGAUGGGCGACCACGGCGACAAGGUGGCGUGGUUGGUGACGGACGAGCUGAGAUAGUGAAAGGGACAAUCGUCGGCAGCCUGCCUGUAUUCCUAAUCACGGCGGGCAGGGAUCGUCUGAGCGACAGCAUUGCUUUUUGGAUAGGACGCGCGCGUGGUGCUUCUUUGUGUACUACGUAUGUAUGUAGGCAAGGCAGUCUGAGAGCUUUGUCGAUGGUACGGAGGCGAGGCCGCCAAAAGAAGAGACCAACAGGAUACCUACCUACCUAUCUACGUGCACGAGUAGCGCUGCGCGGUGCUGGCCUCGAGAGAAAUGAAAAUGUGCGGGCAUGAUUCACCACAGCAAGGGGGCAUGGCGGCAGGCCCAGGCGGCCUCUGAUUUGCCGCCGCCAGACAUUGUUGCAUCCUGCAUAACGCAAGGCAAGGCAGGGCACGGCAAAGAAAGGCAUUGGCAGCGUCGCGUAAGGCAUUGUACUAAUGUACUUGGUACUAGAGGGGAAUCCAAGGGAAAAAACUAAGGUACCUUCAUAGGUAGCUACAUGAGGUGCUCUAAUUCUGCUGUCCCCAGU
Purpureocillium takamizusanense is the source of this 3341-nucleotide messenger RNA. It is a transcript of the gene VTC2, whose product is annotated as Phosphate metabolism transcription protein. The transcript has 3 exons. Gene Ontology annotation, cellular component: vacuolar transporter chaperone complex; fungal-type vacuole membrane. The record is from RefSeq and is a predicted model, not a curated record. NCBI's taxonomy places the organism in Eukaryota, Fungi, Ascomycota, Sordariomycetes, Hypocreales, Ophiocordycipitaceae. The coding region runs from base 488 to 2830 and encodes 780 amino acids.